AUGUCGAACGUCCCUGCCCAUCUCCCCGGUGACCUUGGCGAGCAUGACCCUCGCCGUGAGGCCCACCCCCAUGGCAACGAGCCCGGCUCUGGUGGCCACGAGGUCAAGCUCGGCUCCAACGAGGCCAAGGGCAUCAACGACAAUGCCACUGCUGCCGAGCACAGCCACACCCGCGACCCCGCAACAGACAACACUGCCGAGCACGCCUUCAACGGUGGCAGCGCAGAGAACAUGGACCGUCAAAAGCGUCAGCAAGCCUCAAGCAUCCCCGGUGGCCGCACUGGCCACGAUGGUGUUGAGGAUCACCUCACCCGUGCCGGUCUCGAGCAGGGCUCCCACCGCGGCUCCGGCUACGACAGCGGUCUUACCGGUAACAACAACUCCGGCCUGACCGGCUCGUCUCACACUGGCUCCGGCUUGACCGGCUCCCACACCGGCUCUGGCCUUACUGGCUCGCACACUGGCACCGGUCUUACAGGUUCGUCGCACACCGGCAGCACUGGUACCGGCCUCGUUGCCGAGGGUGAGCGUGCCCUCCACUCGGGUACUCACGGCACCCACGGUCAGACUGGCUUCAGCGGUUCCGACCCUCAGGAGCGUCACCAGCUCCACCACGGCACUGCCCACCACGCCCACGACUUCAGCCACAACCACAACACCCGCACUGGUGAGCUCCUCGACCCUGCCAGUGGUAGAGACACUGGCAUUCCCGGCUACGCUGGCGGCGCUUCUGGCUUGACCGGCUCAUCUCACACCGGCUCCGGCUUGACCGGUCAGACUGGUUACGGCCAGACUGGCACCGGUCUCACCGGUUCGUCGCACACCGGCAGCACUGGCUCUGGCCUCGUUGCCGAGGGCGAGCGUGCUCUUCACUCGGGUACCCACGGCACCCACGGUCAGACCGGCUACGGUGAGACUGGUUACGGCCAGACUGGCUCCGGCCUCACUGGCUCGCACACCGGCUCCGGUCUCACCGGCCAGACUGGUUACGGCCAGACCGGCUCCACUGGCGAGCGUCUCCGUGAGGAUCUCCGCGAGGGUGAGCGCGCCGUCGGCUCCGGCACCGGUGCUGGUUACGGUUCCACUACUGGCUCCGGCCUGACUGGAUCCACCACUGGUCACCACGGCUCGACUGGCUCCGGCUUGAUCGGCUCCCACACCGGCCACGAGUCUACUGGUGAGCGCCUCCGUGAGGACGUCCGCGAGGGCGAGCACGCCACCGGCCACAACACCACCGGCACCACUGGUACCGAGCACAAGAAGGCUUCGCUCCUUGACAAGCUCAACCCCUUGAAGGAUUCUGACGGUGACGGCAAGAAGGGCUUCAUGAAGUAA
This is a messenger RNA of Aureobasidium namibiae CBS 147.97, 1335 nucleotides long. RefSeq lists its product as uncharacterized. The transcript is spliced from 2 exons. Bases 1 to 1335 code for a protein of 444 amino acids. Lineage: Eukaryota; Fungi; Ascomycota; Dothideomycetes; Dothideales; Saccotheciaceae. The record is from RefSeq and is a predicted model, not a curated record.